Ceratotherium simum simum (southern white rhinoceros) is the source of this 2364-nucleotide messenger RNA. Lineage: Eukaryota; Metazoa; Chordata; Mammalia; Perissodactyla; Rhinocerotidae. The record is from RefSeq and is a predicted model, not a curated record.
CAAGGAAGGAUCCCUUCCCCUCCACCAAGCUUCCCCUCUAAUUUGGGGGCGAGCCCCAGCGUGCACCCCUAUGCAAUAGUGUUGGGGCGGGGGCAAAUAGCGGAAGGCUGGGGUUCCGCGUUGCCCUUUUAAGCGCCCUCCAGCCUCCCACCCCGCCGCCUGGAGGUGUCGACGGCCCCUUUAAGACGCAGGGCAUUGUGGGUGCGGGGAGUGGAAUUUUGGAACGAAAUGUAGCGAAGAGAAGUACAGUAGUAAGAGUAACAUUGUAGCCGCCGCCGGCCGAGGGGGCGCGCCGGGGAGGGGACGCCGCACCCCCUUUCUGCCGCAGGGACCCCCCAUCACACCCCCAGAGGGAGGAGGCGCCCGAGGACCCGCCCCGGCCCACGUUCCCCCCAGGAAGCCGGACUCUAUGGGGCGGGACCCUGGGGGAGACUGAGCAGAGCCUGGAGCCAGCCCCGAACCCCUGAACCUCAAGCCCGGGGCGCCCCGGGAGCAGCCAGCCCGUGGGCGCGCCGCCCGCCCGCCGAGCAGCCAUGAGCGAGACCGUCAUCUGCUCCAGCCGGGCCACCGUGAUGCUUUAUGAUGACAGCAACAAGCGAUGGCUGCCUGCCGGCACGGGCCCCCAGGCCUUCAGCCGCGUCCAGAUCUACCACAACCCCACGGCCAAUUCCUUCCGGGUGGUCGGCCGCAAGAUGCAGCCGGACCAGCAGGUGGUCAUCAACUGUGCCAUCAUCCGGGGUGUCAAGUACAACCAGGCCACCCCCAACUUCCAUCAGUGGCGCGACGCCCGCCAGGUCUGGGGCCUCAACUUCGGCAGCAAGGAGGAUGCAGCGCAGUUUGCCGCGGGCAUGGCCAGCGCCCUAGAGGCAUUGGAAGGAGGUGGGCCUCCGCCCCCGCCGCCACCGGCAGCAGCUCCUGCCUGGUCUGUCCAGAACGGUCCCUCCCCUGAGGAGGUGGAGCAGCAGAAAAGGCAGCAGCCUGGCCAGCCGGAGUACGCCGACCGUGAGCGCCGAGUCUCCAAUUCAGGCGGCCCACCUGCUCCCUCAGCUGGGGGACCGCCUCCACCUCCAGGACCUCCCCCUCCUCCGGGUCCUCCCCCACCCCCUGGGCUGCCCUCCUCGGGGGUCUCGGCUGCUGGGCAUGGAGCAGGGGGAGGCCCGCCCCCUGCCCCACCUCUGCCCACAGCACAAGGCCCCAGUGGUGGAGGGGCCGGGGCGCCCGGCCUGGCCGCAGCCAUUGCCGGAGCCAAACUCAGGAAAGUCAGCAAGCAGGAGGAGGCCUCAGGGGGACCCCCGGCCCCCAAAGCUGAGAGCAGUCGAGGCACAGGCGGGGGGCUCAUGGAAGAGAUGAACGCCAUGCUGGCCCGGAGAAGGAAAGCCACACAAGUUGGGGAGAAAGCCCCCAAGGAUGAAUCUGCCAAUCAGGAGGAGCCAGAGGCCAGACUCCCAGCCCAUAGUGAAUCUGUGCGGAGACCCUGGGAGAAGAACAGCACAACCUUGCCAAGGAUGAAGUCGUCGUCUUCCGUGACCACUUCCGAGGCCCACCCCUCUACACCCAGCUCCAGUGAUGAAUCAGACCUGGAGAGGGUGAAACAGGAGCUUCUGGAAGAGGUGAGGAAGGAAUUGCAGAAAGUAAAAGAGGAAAUAAUUGAAGCCUUUGUCCAGGAGCUGAGGAAGCGGGGUUCCCCCUGACCACAGGGCCCAGAGAUCCCGUUUCUCCUUUCCGCACAUCCCGCCUGUCACCCUGCUUUCCCUGGCUCAACUUGACUUGGAAUUGGCUGAAGACUACACAGGAAUGCAUCUUCCCCACUCCCCAUCCACUUGGAAAAUUCCGAGGGGGUGUGGCUUCCCGGGCACCACGCCCACACCCAUACUGGCUGCUGAUUAGCUGGGGAGGCCCCCACCCUUUGCUCCCUUUGGUCCUUCCUCUCUGCCAUCCCCUUGGGGGGGGCUGGUUCCUCUGCUGGGGAUGUACCAAUUAACCCCACAGUAAGGGGGAAGGAAGGAGGGAAUUUCACAUUCCCUUAUUCUAGGUUCACUUUAACGCUUAAUGCCUUCAAAUUUUUGUUUUUUUAAGAAAAAAAAUAUAUAUAUAUUUAGGUUUUGGGAGGUAAAGGGAAAUUUUUUUUCUCUUUGGUUUUGAUAAAAUGGGGUGUGGGGAGUUUUUAAAUGCUAUCGCCCCAGGCUUGUCCCACGUGGGGCAGCUAUUUAAGGGGGGGGAUGUCCCACCAGGCUGGGGGCACCUCCCCACACCCCAGGGACCUCCCUUCCCUCUGGCUCUUUCCCCUUUUCUAUAAGGAAUUAAGAUGCUGUAACUUUUUGGAACCUCAGUUUUUUGGUUUUUUAUUUGGGUAGGUUUUGGGGU